Molecule: messenger RNA, 1361 nt
Organism: Populus euphratica (Euphrates poplar)
Lineage: Eukaryota; Viridiplantae; Streptophyta; Magnoliopsida; Malpighiales; Salicaceae
Exons: 5
Coding region: 1-516 (171 amino acids)
Source: RefSeq, a predicted model, not a curated record
AUGACUCAUCCAAAUCUCUUUCAGGGCUUGCCUCCAAUUUUGCUUUCACCAUUUCUCAAUUUUCAAUUUCAUGAAUCGGUUGAUGAUUCAAAAAAGCACUUGAAACAAUUAAAUGAUCAUUUAAUGGGGGAGAUAUCAGAACUCAAACAUGAAGUAGUGCUAGUUCGAGAAAUACCUCAAAGGCUAUGUGAAUCUAUGGCUAGUUGCAGAGAUAUUAACAAAGAUGUUCUGUUAACAUUGCAGAGUUUUGUACCUGAUGGAGACUCUUCAAUUGGGAAAUUCCUGUCUACCACAUGUGAAAUAGGCUUAAGCCUUUUCUCAAAUUUGGAAAAGCGUUUCUCUAUGGAAAUGGACGGUCACAAAUCUUUCAAUGUGAAUGAUUCUUUGGUUCAAGAAAACUGGAAAGUGCUUUCUGAAAGGUUGAAAGGCACAAUUACAUCCCUGGCAUUACCAGACAAACUAGCUGUUCAGAAUAAAGAAGAGAAGAAUCCUAUAUGUGGCUCCGCUUAUAAGUGAACCAGUUUUCUGUUUGCUGUGAAGUCCACAUAAUGCAUGUUGUCAAGUUCCAAAAAACUGAGGCAGAAUUGAUCGUUAACCUACUUUUAUGGUAUACUAAGUUGGAGAUGAAAGAACUGCUUGCAGAUCAAAUCAUACACCUUUCAGGCUACAUUACAUUGUUUGAAGGUUUAGUUUUGAGAUGUGAUAAAGGAAUGCGCUUUGGGAGAAGAACCUGCUUCUUGGAAGAGAAACGGAACAAUGAACUUGAUGCUAUCAAGGAAAAACGCCAUGUCUUGGAGGUUUCUGAAGGUUUACAGAGAAAGAUAUGAUACCCUGGAAAGAGAAUGUUGGCUUUUGAGAGAAGAAAGAGAUUCUUCGGUUGAAAAAGUCCCCGAAUCAUCUAAAAAACUAGCAGUGGUUGUUGAUCAAAAGGAAAAGCAUCUUCAAGGAUUUGAACACUGAAGUAGAGAGAAGGGAAAGUCUUGAGAAAGAGAUCAGAACUUUCAGUGUUGAUUUUGCUACUUGGAAGCAGAUUCUUGACUCAAACAUAACAGCACUGUUUAUUACCAUACAUACUGAAGAAAUAAGGAUUCGUUUACAAAGCAAAAUCCGACUUCACUACCUCUUCAACGUGGCAGAACCGAAAUCAUUAAUUGUGGACAAUGACUGAACACGUGUUCCAACAGGAUUUGUAAGUCCGUUGUGGAUUUUGAUUCUAAUACUUGCGUGACCAAAAGUUCGAAAAUCGACAUCGCCUCGUGGUGGCAUUGCUUGCCUACUCAGUCUUGCAGCCAGAGUCUCUUUCAGUGAGUUAGCACUCAUCACCCAUGUUCGUCCCUUAGCCUUUCUUAUAUUUUUUGAAG